CAGUAACAAAGCCUUAAAUCAGGGGAGCGGGAUACACUCAGUCUCAGAGAGACAGAGAAAGAGAGAAGGGCUUUUGCAAAUUGCACCCAAAAAAAAAAUAAUAAUAAAUAAAAUAAAAUAUAUUGGAGCUUUGAAGCUUUUACAUUCCAAAGUAAACGGGAAAAGGAAGGAAAAAUGGCAAGUUCAUGUGGGUUGGCCAUGAAAUCCCUGGCUACCAAAUCAUUGUCGUCCUCUUCUUGCCAUGGUGGUUCAAUGUUAAAAUCACUGGUUCUUCUCCAAAGCUCAAGUCGUUCUUACGCUAAGUCGGCCACUUCAGAUUCUUCUUCAGAAGCGAAAGCGAAAGAAACACAACUGGAUGAUGACAACGACGUCGCAGUGGGCUCGGGAAUCAGCAGGCCCCUUUCUGAAAUCCUCCGGCAACUCAACAAGAAAGUCCCCGAUUCCCUCGUCAAGGUCCGCAUUGAAGAUGGGUUUUCCUCCAAAUACAUUCCCUGGCAUAUUGUUAACAGAAUUAUGAACUUACAUGCCCCAGAAUGGUCUGGUGAGGUUCGAAGCAUCGUCUACUCUGCUGAUGAGAAGUCUGUAUCUGUGGUAUAUCGUGUAACUCUGUAUGGUACUGAUGCGGAGAUAUAUAGGGAAUCUACAGGGACUGCUUCAUUAGAUGACACAGGUUAUGGGGAUCCUGUGCAGAAGGCAGAAGCAAUGGCAUUUCGUCGAGCUUGUGCACGCUUGGGGCUAGGCCUUCAUCUUUAUCAUGAGGAUAUGUUGUAAUGAGACAUAGUGCUUGUGGUAUGAAGGUUUUUUAACCUGUUCUCUUCUUUCACCUUUUUGGUUUGUUUGUUUUUUUCAGGGGAUAAUAUUUGAUUUGGCUUAUUACUUUUUGUUAUGGGGUUAGUCUUUUUCUGAGGUGACCUUGACUUCAAGGAAGGUAGAAAGGAUAUCUUUUUGUGUAUUGUUGCUAGCUGUCAUUGAUUCUAUCAAUCCCUGUAAUUAAGCUAACAUACGAUGUAUGAUUGAAAUGUUUAUGUUCGGAUUCAUUUUCAAAGUACAAUCAUGUUCAACAUAA
Molecule: messenger RNA, 1066 nt
Organism: Ziziphus jujuba (common jujube)
Lineage: Eukaryota; Viridiplantae; Streptophyta; Magnoliopsida; Rosales; Rhamnaceae
Product: DNA repair RAD52-like protein 1, mitochondrial
Exons: 4
Coding region: 175-771 (198 amino acids)
Biological process (GO): double-strand break repair via homologous recombination
Molecular function (GO): DNA binding
Source: RefSeq, a predicted model, not a curated record